GGCGGGGCGGGGCCGGCGGCGGGCGGGGAGGAGUGGAGAUGGCGGCGCCGGCGGCGGCUGCUCAGGGGGGCGGGGGCGGGGAGCCCCGGGGCGCCGACGGGGUGGUCCCGGGGGUCCCCGGGGAAGUGGAGAUGGUGAAGGGGCAGCCGUUCGACGUGGGCCCGCGCUACACGCAGCUGCAGUACAUCGGCGAGGGCGCGUACGGCAUGGUCAGCUCAGCUUACGACCACGUGCGCAAGACCCGAGUGGCCAUCAAGAAAAUCAGCCCCUUCGAGCAUCAGACCUACUGUCAGCGCACCCUGCGAGAGAUUCAGAUCUUGCUACGCUUCCGCCACGAGAAUGUCAUCGGCAUCCGGGACAUCCUGCGGGCCCCCACCCUGGAAGCCAUGAGGGAUGUCUAUAUUGUGCAGGACCUGAUGGAGACAGACCUAUACAAGUUGCUCAAAAGCCAGCAGCUGAGCAACGACCAUGUCUGCUACUUCCUGUACCAGAUCCUGCGGGGCCUAAAGUAUAUCCACUCAGCCAAUGUGCUCCACCGGGACUUAAAGCCCUCCAACCUGCUCAUCAACACCACCUGCGACCUUAAGAUCUGCGAUUUUGGCCUGGCCCGGAUUGCUGAUCCUGAGCACGACCACACGGGCUUCCUAACAGAAUACGUGGCGACGCGCUGGUACCGGGCCCCUGAGAUCAUGCUCAAUUCCAAGGGCUAUACCAAGUCCAUUGACAUCUGGUCUGUGGGCUGCAUCUUGGCUGAGAUGCUCUCCAACCGGCCCAUCUUCCCCGGCAAGCACUACCUAGACCAGCUCAACCACAUUCUGGGUAUCCUGGGCUCGCCAUCGCAGGAAGACCUGAAUUGUAUCAUCAACAUGAAGGCCCGGAACUACUUACAGUCUCUUCCCUCCAAGACCAAAGUGGCCUGGGCCAAGCUUUUUCCCAAGUCAGAUGCCAAAGCCCUUGACCUGCUGGACCGGAUGUUGACUUUUAACCCCAACAAACGGAUCACGGUGGAGGAAGCUCUGGCUCAUCCCUAUGUGGACCAGUACUAUGAUCCGACGGAUGAGGUGGGAAGCUGCUGGUGGCAGGCAGGUGGCAGGUGGGGGGAUAGAGUGGAUGGAGGCGGGUCUCUCAGUCCCUGCCGUGGCCUUGCUUCUCUUCCCCCGCAGCCCGUGGCCGAGGAGCCUUUCACCUUUGACAUGGAGCUGGACGACCUACCCAAGGAGCAGCUGAAGGAGCUCAUCUUUCAGGAAACAGCCCCCUUUCAGCCGGGAGCCCGGGAGACCCCCUAAGCUGGGUCUCUGUUCCCUGGGGCCUGGUCCUGCCUCCUGCCUGCCCGUCACCUCCUGUGGACUGUUAGAAACGGACACUGUGCCCAGCCCUGCCCCUGCAGCCCGGGUCGGGCAGAGGACUGACCGGGCUGCCUUCCCUUGCUUUGCGGGGUCCCUUCGUGCCCGCCCCCUCCUGAGGGGCUCAGGUGCCCGAAAGCGAAUCUGCUGCUGCUGCCGCCCGGCCAUCUUGUCAUCUCCCUUCGCUCUCCCGGUCUCUGGAAGUUCUGGAAUUGAAGGGCUCUGGCUGCCUCAGGACCUGCUGAGGGGUGGGGGGGGGGAGGCAGAGGGGGAGACUGAGUCAAGACUCAGGGUAAGCCCUGUCCCUCGAACCCCAUUAAAAAAAACACCCCGUUUUGCCUGAAGGAACAUUCCGAAGUUUCAAGGGCUAGUAUCCCUGAGGGACAGGGCCCCCUCCCCCAAAGCUGCCACAUUUAAUGCCCCCCCCCCCCGCGCGCUGCUUCUGUGUGUGGGUGAACAGAAGUGGGGGGUGGGGCAUUGGGGAGCCCCGCGCCCCUGCCCGCCGUGCCUGUAUCUAAUAUAUAAAUACAGAGAUGUGUAUGCGA
Molecule: messenger RNA, 1888 nt
Organism: Sorex fumeus (smoky shrew)
Lineage: Eukaryota; Metazoa; Chordata; Mammalia; Eulipotyphla; Soricidae
Gene: MAPK3
Product: mitogen-activated protein kinase 3
Exons: 8
Coding region: 39-1286 (415 amino acids)
Biological process (GO): intracellular signal transduction; protein phosphorylation
Cellular component (GO): cytoplasm; nucleus
Molecular function (GO): ATP binding; MAP kinase activity
Source: RefSeq, a predicted model, not a curated record